GUCCCGCCCCCUUUUCUUUGUUAUUUAAAGAAGGAAAAUGCCAACGCGGACCUCUGUUCUGAGAGCUGUGCUGUGGGAGGAGGACCGUUUUGCUGCCAGAGAGCUGUCAUCAGAAAUCGGCCAUGAUGCUGCUGAGUUCACUGCCAUACCUGUACUUGCUGGCUGCCGCUGCUCUUGCAGUUCCUGCUCAGGAGAAGCGGGUCCAUCACCAGGCCAGUCUGAGCGACCACGCCCACGACGACAGUCAGAACUACCAGUACGACCAUGAGGCCUUCCUGGGCAAAGAGGAAGCCAAAACAUUCGACCAGCUGACCCCCGAGGAGAGCAAAGACCGACUGGCGAAGAUCGUGGACCGGAUCGACACGGACAAGGACGGCUACGUCACCAACUCAGAGCUGCACCAGUGGAUCAAACACAGGCAGAGGAGGUACAUCGAGGAGAACGUCAACAAGCACUGGAAGGACUACGACCAGAACCGGGACGACAAAAUCGCCUGGGAGGAGUACAAGAACGCCACCUAUGGCUACUACCUGGGUGAGGAGUUCAGUGACAUUGAGGACAAAGACACCUAUAAGUCCAUGCUGGCCCGGGACGAGAGACGCUUCAAGUCGGCCGACAAAGACCGUGACGGCAUCGCCACGCGCGAGGAGUUUACUGCCUUCCUGCAUCCUGAGGAGUUCGACUACAUGAAGGACGUAGUGGUGCAGGAAACUAUGGAGGACAUCGAUAAGGACGGUGACGGAAAGAUCAACCUCCACGAGUAUAUUGGUGACAUGUACACACCGGAGGACAGCGAGUCAGAGCCUGACUGGGUCCAGACUGAGAGGAAACACUUUACAGAGUUCAGAGACGUCAACAAGGAUGGCUACCUGGAUGCUAACGAAGUGGCCGAGUGGGUUCUACCAGGAGAGGUGGACCAUGCCGACAAUGAGGCCAAGCAUCUGAUCUACGAGACCGACACAAACAAGGACGAGAAAAUCACCAAGAAGGAAAUUCUGGCCAAUUGGAACAUGUUUGUGGGCAGCCAGGCGACCAAUUAUGGUGAAGAUUUAACAAAGAAACAUGACGAACUUUGAUGAAGUGUCCUUGGGAAGUUUGGGGUUGGGGUGGGUUAGACUGGGUUCACUUAAGUCUCUAAAGUUUUGACUCUUCAUUAUGUGACAGUCUUGGUUAAUCAUGCCCCUUUAUUCAUGUAUGGAAGGUUUGCAACUAGAGAUGCACUGAGAAAUCAGCAGAUAUGAGCAAUAACCUGCCGGUCACACUCAGAAAUCUUUCUCUCUUUUUAAACCCUCAUCAGGGAUUGAACCAUGCUAAGCACUAGCAGGUCUCUUUGAUGCUCUUUGUUUUGGAUGUAGUUACUGAGAGAAGAUUCAAACUGCUUCUCACAUGUUUCUUAUGUUUCAAAUUAUUGCCAACUUUAAGAAGAAGCCGGCACUUUGAGCAGAUAACAGGAAGGCUGCACCAAUAAAGUGGUGUGUCUGCUCAUGUUGCAGAAAAUGGUGGCUUUGGAAAUGUUGGCAAGCUUUUGGAAAUCUCAGUGAUCUGCAUUCUCUAAAGAAAAGACACAGAUGGUUGUUUUAUUGCUAGUUUUUGGUAUGAGAUGUAAAAACACGUUAAUGUGAAUUCUGUUUUCUUAAAACCCUGUUUUUUUAGGAACUGUUCUCUCAGUGUGACUUUGCCUUUGCAUGUUCUUAAGGACCGCUCCUGGCAGGAAAGCUAGAAAAACAGAUUAUUUCUAUUCUGUUUCUUGUAGGGAAACCCAAAAUUAUUCAUACCCUCAUCAGAACUUUCAGGGUAUUUUUUCCUGAAAUGAGUUGAGCAGCUGUCGGUAGAUGAGCACAUGCACAGCAUGAGGAAAAGCUGAACAGUCAACAACUCAAACCAGUCAACUGUCCAUUGAUGCUACGUGUUCAUCCAGAAGGAGUGGAUGCUGCUGGUCAGUCUGCUGGGUUUCCUGUUCAAAUAACAAACUGGACUUGGCUGUAUUGUUUGACCAGAAUCAGAUCAGAAUGUCUAUUUGAUUUGCAAAAAAACAAACAAAAAAAGUAAAUUCAGCCUGAUCACACAGACACUCAAAGUACUUUAGGUGAUAUGUUGUGAAUUGGUGACAUUGAGUUGAAAGGUGUUACAGUUUGGGGAAACAAAUUUGACAUUUGAAAACUUUUAUCCUUCUCAAAAACUGGGAAAAAAACUAAUUUACAUUACAGCAGUUGGACCCAUCUUAUAAAAACUGAGCAGUUUUUUUUUUUUGCAUAUUUUCUCUCUUAUUUUGACAAUUGUUGAUGAGCUGAAAGUCUUUAGAGUUCACUCCCUUCAUAUAUUCUGUCAAUGCUGCCUGUCUGCCUGGGCAAAAUAUUAAUAUUACAACCAGUCAGAUGAAACAUGUUGGUAAAAUCCCCAAAAUAUUGUAACCCUUAUUCUGCCAGGAGUAUGAAUAAUUAUGGUCUUAACUGUAUUCCUUCUUUGAACAACAGAUGAAAUUUGUCUCUGCAUUCUGAUUGGUGCAUCUCUGCUUGUAGCUUCCAGGCACAUGCAACAGGAAGCAGUCACAUACUGUGUAUGUCAGGACGGUAAUGCUGAGAAAGAGGCCGUCCUUUCUGGGUUUUUAGACUUUUCUUUUUUUUUAUUUGCUUGGGUUUUCAGAUUAUCACACAACACACCAAGGUUGUAAUGUCAGGUAUGGAUUUGAGUGGAUUUUAAUAGGAAACAAUGUUCAGAAGAGAGGAAAUUUCUAUUAAAGUGACUUAAGUUUAGCUGUCAAAAAGGGCAGAAAUUGGGGGGACAAAAGAGGUCAAGGAUGGACUUUGUUACAGAAUUUUUAUAGUUUGACAAUUAAAGUCUUUUUGUACAAUUGUU
Poecilia reticulata (guppy) is the source of this 2856-nucleotide messenger RNA. RefSeq names its product reticulocalbin 3, EF-hand calcium binding domain (gene rcn3). The record is from RefSeq and is a predicted model, not a curated record. Gene Ontology annotation, molecular function: calcium ion binding. Gene Ontology annotation, cellular component: endoplasmic reticulum. Lineage: Eukaryota; Metazoa; Chordata; Actinopteri; Cyprinodontiformes; Poeciliidae.